Patiria miniata (bat star) is the source of this 2007-nucleotide messenger RNA. RefSeq names its product E3 ubiquitin-protein ligase TRIM56-like. Gene Ontology annotation, molecular function: ubiquitin-protein transferase activity; zinc ion binding; protein binding. NCBI's taxonomy places the organism in Eukaryota, Metazoa, Echinodermata, Asteroidea, Valvatida, Asterinidae. Gene Ontology annotation, biological process: positive regulation of DNA-templated transcription. The transcript is spliced from 2 exons. The record is from RefSeq and is a predicted model, not a curated record. Gene Ontology annotation, cellular component: nucleoplasm; chromatin. Bases 1 to 1917 code for a protein of 638 amino acids.
AUGGCGACUGGACCUGCGGUAAGUUCAGCUCUGGAGAUAAUCAGCAGACAUCAUCUUGAGUGCUCCAUCUGCCAAGAGAGAUACAAACAGCCCAAGAUACUGGAAUGCCUACAUAGCUUUUGUGAGCAAUGUCUACUGAAAUACUGCAGCACAAAUCGCAAGGACACUACAGUGAUCCCAUGUCCUGUGUGUCGACAGGAAACGAAACUUCCUGAGGCGGGGGUGCAGAGUCUGAAAACAAACUUUCAUCUGAUUGGCCUGGUUGAGGCGUUUGAACUGCAGGAAAAGGUUGUGGGAUCGGGUGAUAGUCUUAGCUGUGAAAUUUGUGAGGGAAACAAUGAGGCAACGCAGCGAUGUCUAGAUUGUGGCCAGUAUAUGUGCUCAGUCUGCAGCAGAAUGCAUCUUCGAUUCGCAGCAACAUCAAACCACAAGGUAGCUCCAUUGAAGGACAUUCGUGAGGGAAAGGUUACAGUGACAAAGAAACAUCAGAGACAACAUCCGAAAUGUCCGAUCCAUGAGGGCGAAGUGACAAGGUUCUUCUGCAAGACGUGUGAAACACUGAUUUGCCGAGAUUGUACCGUCAUUGACCACUGUAAGCCAGAACACUCGUACAUUGACAGAAAUCUGGCCACAUCGACGUACAAGCAAUCGUUGGUUGAACUGGUCUCUCCACUUGAAAACACAAUGACAGAACUCCAGAAAUUACGAGAGAAAGUCUCAAGAAUGAAAGAAGAUUUGGGUGUGGCAGUUAAGAGGGUCAUGACAGAAGUGCAAGACAGAGCAGCUGAGAUACGAGCACAGGUGACGGCUCAAGAAAAUCGCAUCCUUGACGACAUCAAAAACAUCCAAACAGAUCGUGAACAAAAACUGGACGAAUGUGAGAAAACUAUGGGCUUGGCAGCGGAGAGAUGUCAGCAUUCACUAGACACGGCUAGAGAGGUAACAAGAACUGCAUCAGAUAGUGACUUUCUCUCACUCUAUCCAACAAUCAGCAAAGACUUGAAAUUAUUGGCAGAUCAGAGUAUGCCUAGAGUUGACAACAGGCUUGCAUUCCUGAAGUUCAAGCAGAGUCAGGGUGUUGGUGGCAUCAGUCUGGGUCAGGUGGUGGCGGAAGGCAAAUGGGAGCUGUGUCGAGAGUUUGGUAGAGAGGGAAGAGGUCCAGGAGAGUUCGAUGGGGCUUGGGACAUUGCUGCUCGUCAACCUGAUGAGAUUGCAGUGACUGACAUCAACAACAGACGAGUUGUUAUCUGCAGCAUCAAAGGCAACCAGAAAAGCACGAUCCCGAUGCAAGGAUAUCCACGUGGCAUCGCAGCUACACGCAGCGACAAUCGUUUGGUGGUUGUUGAGGAUGGCGCAUCCCAUGUGAAGGUGUUCAACAGUGACAACACGCUGGCAUACGAGUUCCCAACGGUGCCGCCGAGUGAGGUCGGUAAGACCGCAGUUGACCUCCGGAGCGUAGCUGUCAAGAAUGAAGGUACCAUUGCAGUGGGAGAUGUGGCGAGGAUGGUAUUGACAGUGCACAGCCCCACUGAUGGUGAGCUCCUUCAUACCAUACCAGUCAAGAUAAAACCUUAUUUUCUGGCUUUUGACGGCAAUGAUCAAGCUAUAAUAAGUCGCAAUGCAUCCAAAACAGUGGAUAUUGCCGGUAGCAAUGGUACUACAAAACGCACCAUCAAACCCAUUAUCAAUGGUCAACCAGUGGAAUACUGCACCGGUGUAUGCACUGAUACCUCAGGUAUCUAUGUUGCAAUGCAUAAUGGUAGCAACACGGGUCAUAUCCACCACUAUGACCCUCAGGGUGGUUUCCUCCAGUGCAUCGCACAGGGUCUGCACUACCCAAUGGGUAUCACAUUCCCAUCUGAUGGGCAGCUGGCAGUGGCUGACUGCUACUCGGUAAAGACGUAUCGCCAGGUGUGAUACGACAUUGUAAUCAGUCAUGUCAAUAUAUAAGCAUGGGUGAAAUGUCGAUAGAAAAAUGAGCGAGUGGUUCUAAUUGCCACAAUAAAU